Messenger RNA from Cyphellophora attinorum, 1548 nucleotides. RefSeq names its product putative transporter. Lineage: Eukaryota; Fungi; Ascomycota; Eurotiomycetes; Chaetothyriales; Cyphellophoraceae. The record is from RefSeq and is a predicted model, not a curated record. The transcript is spliced from 6 exons. Gene Ontology annotation, molecular function: transmembrane transporter activity. Gene Ontology annotation, biological process: transmembrane transport. Gene Ontology annotation, cellular component: membrane. Bases 1 to 1548 code for a protein of 515 amino acids.
AUGGAUACCAAUACAGCGCCAGCAGCGGCCAAAGAAGCCAAAGAACUGGCGAUGAAGGAAAUCGAGCUCUCAGAAGGUCCCUCCAGAGCGUCGCAGACAUUCUAUAAGGCACAGACAGACGAGGAGAAAGCUUUGGAUAGGCGGCUGAACCUGAAGCUGGACCUCAUAGUCGUGGCGAUCCUCGCCGUCCAAUUCAUUCUGUGUGGAAUCGACAAAACCAACGUCGGCUUCGUGGCAACGUCCACGUUCCCGAAAGACGCACACCUGAAGGGAGAUGACAUUCCGAACUCGCUGUCACUUUUCUCGGCAACGUAUGUUCCGCUCCAACCUGUUAUGGUAAUGCUGGCUAGGCGCAUCGGUGUACACAAGUUCAUUCCGAUCCAGGUCACGAUAUGGGGAGGUCUGUGUAUGGCGCAUGCUGGAAUCAAAGGAUCUGGUGGACUCAUUGGUCUGCGAGUGCUGAUCGGUGCUGCCGAAGCUGGGUUCACACAGAUUGGCAUGUACUAUAUGAGCACAUUGUAUCCCAAGGCGAUGUUUGGGCUGAGAGCAGGGCUGUUUACCGGUAUGAAGGACCCCGGCUGGUAUGGAAUGUAUAGCAUUGCCGGCGCCUUUGCUGGCCUGAUCGCGUACGGAUUACUCCAGGCUCACACUUCGCAUCUCCACGGAUGGCAGGUUGUCUUUCUGGUCGAGGGCGGUUUGACGAUCUUUGUUGGGAUUUUAUCCUACUUCGUUCUGCCCGGAAAGCUGGCCACAGCUUGGUUCCUGACGGAAGAAGAGAGGCUUCAUGCAGUGCGGCGCAUGGAACGAGACCUGGCUGGUACUCACGAGGUGGCAGACUCAAAUCAAGGGAUGGUGACGAGGCGCGAUAUGCUGGAUGUCCUGAAGGAUUGGAAGAAACUGUGCACAGUCUUGUGCAAUAUGACUGCUGUACUACCUGUGACGGCGUUCACGACCUUCCUUCCAUUGGUGGUCGCUGGAAUGGGCUAUAAAGGCAACGAGGCCAGCUUGAUGAGUGUGUCGCCUUUCGUUGUAGGCGUCGUUGGACUGAUCAUUUUCGUGACAUCGAGCGACUACUUCCGCGAGCGCUCCUUACAUGUCGUUGUUGGCAUGGGUCUCGGCAUAGUUGGCAUUGUCGUGAUGGCAACAUCCACAGAUCCACAGCUCCGCUACGGGUUCACUCACGUCUGUCUUGCAGGCGUUUUCGUUGGAGGGCCGCUCAUUGCAGUCUGGCUGGCAGGAAAUACGCCAUGGAAGGGCUCUCGAAGCGUCAUAUUGGGCAUCAACGGCUGGAGUAAUCUUGCAGGCGUCAUCGCUGGACAACUGUUCAAGAAGCGCUUCGCCCCUCGAUAUGAGACACCGCUAUUCGCGACGAUUGGCAUCAUGGUCGCCGGAAUGCUUGGUUUCUGCAUCAUCCGCACAGCGUACUUCUUCGAGAAUCGUCGGCGACAUCGCAUUAUCCGUGACUGGACCCAAGAGCAGUACGAGGAAGAAGCUGUGAACGAGGACAGACGCGGCGAUCAGCGACUCACAUUCAUUUAUGGGUACUGA